GAUACUCUACAUAAUCAAGUGGAUCAGGAUUCGAGUACCAUUUUAAAUGAAUGUAAAAGGGAUGCUAGCAAACGAAGACCAUCAUUGGCUCAAAAAAUGACGUCAAAUUUAAGGCGCCUUUCGGGCGCUACCGAACUCAAAAUUGAUAUCAACGAUCCGAUAACAGCAAAUAAUCCAAAAUAUUGCAAUAAAAAAAUAAAGCGACACAGUAUUCAUGGCAUGAUGGAAGAGGAAAAUGUAAUUCGUCCACAUCAAGAGAUCCAAGCUUUGAAUUUCGAUGAGAAAAAGUUUUUGUUAGCUGUGGAACGAGGCGAUGUAGCCGGCACCAGAAGGAUUCUUCAAGAUAACGAGGAACAUGACCGCAUCAACAUAAAUUGUGUUGAUCCAUUAGGCCGCUCAGCACUUCUAAUGGCCAUUGAUAAUGAAAAUCUUGAUAUGGUUGAUUUACUUAUCAAUUACAAAGUGGAUACAAAAGAUGCUCUUUUACACGCCAUUUCUGAGGAGUUUGUUGAAGCGGUUGAAAUGCUUCUCGAUCAUGAAGACCAACGAAAAGAGGGACAACACUCAUGGGAAACAAUGCCCUCUGAGACUGCAACGUUCACCUCAGAUAUAACACCACUAAUUUUAGCUGCACAUCGCGAUAAUUAUGAAAUUAUAAAAAUUUUACUAGACCGUGGGGCAAAUUUAAGUUUGCCCCAUGACGCCAGAUGUGGUUGCGAUGAAUGUGUAAUUUCACGCUUGGAUGAUUCGCUGCGACACUCACGUUCUCGAAUAAAUGCAUAUAGAGCACUGGCCAGUCCAAGUUUGAUAUCACUCUCUUCAAAAGAUCCUAUAUUAACCGCUUUUGAACUCUCGUGGGAACUGCGACGCUUGAGCUUUUUGGAGCAUGAAUUCAAGAGUGAAUACCAAGAAUUGAGAAGACAAUGUCAAGAUUUUGCGACCGCAUUAUUAGAUCACACACGAACAUCAAAUGAACUUGAAGUCAUGCUAAAUCAUGAUCCAACCAAUUUAUCAACACCAAUGUUUGAACACGGCGAACGAAUGCACCUGAACCGCUUGAAAUUGGCAAUCAAAUUACGACAAAAAAAGUUUGUUGCCCAUCCAAAUGUACAACAGUUGCUCGCCAGUAUAUGGUACGAAGGUUUACCUGGGUUCCGACGAAAAAAUAUGGCCUUACAAGCACUUGAAAUCGUCCGAAUCGGAAUACUUUUUCCAUUGUUUUCAAUCACAUAUAUAAUAGCUCCGCAUUCACGAAUCGGUCAAACGAUGCGCAAACCUUUUAUUAAAUUCAUUUGUCACAGCGCUUCAUACUUCACAUUCCUUUUUCUCACAAUUUCAAAUAACCAUUUCUUUUUAUUUACAGGGUGAGCGGUAAGUUGUUCUAUGUAAACGGUUCCCAUAUACCAUGUCGUAUUUUCUCCUCUUUCCGGUUCAGGUUUGAUAUGGAGCGAAGUGAAGCAACUAUGGGACAUUGGGCUUCAAGAAUAUGUGAAUGAUAUGUGGAAUGUUAUAGAUUUUGUAACAAAUUCGUUAUACGUGGCAACGGUCGCCUUACGCGUUGUCUCUUAUUUUCAAGUACAAAAAGAAAUGGUGAACAAUAAAAAUGCUCCUGAUUUGCCUCGCGAGCAGUGGCAUUCAUGGGAUCCAAUGUUGUUAUCAGAGGGCCUAUUUAGUGCAGCGAAUAUAUUCAGUUCGCUGAAAUUAGUUUACAUAUUCUCAGUGAAUCCCCAUCUUGGGCCACUUCAAGUGUCACUUUCACGUAUGGUAAUGGACAUCAUGAAGUUUUUCUUCCUCUAUGUGCUCGUGUUAUUUGCCUUCAGUUCAGGUCUCAAUCAGUUGCUAUGGUACUAUGCGGACUUGGAAAAAAGACGCUGCCCCGAAUUGAAUUUUAGCAAUAACUUUACUCCGAAUGAUACGCAAACAAUGGCAGCCGACCAUAAUGCCUGCUAUGUUUGGAGACGAUUCGCUAACUUAUUUGAAACAACACAAACUCUGUUCUGGGCCGUUUUUGGUUUGGUCGACUUGGACAGCUUUGAAUUGGAAGGCAUAAAAAUAUUUACACGGUUCUGGGGUAUGCUGAUGUUCGGAACAUACUCUGUGAUAAACAUCGUGGUGCUACUAAAUCUUCUCAUUGCAAUGAUGAAUCAUUCGUAUCAGUUGAUAUCGGAACGGGCUGAUGUGGAAUGGAAAUUCGCAAGAUCUAGAUUAUGGAUCAGUUAUUUUGAAGAAGGCGGUACCGCUCCACCACCGUUUAAUGUUAUACCAGCUCCCAAAUCAAUUUGGUACAUUUUUGAGUGGAUGAAGAAAAAGUUUUUCGGCCGUUCAAAAACCAUAAAAAAAGAACACAUGAAAACCAUUCGGAAGAAAGCAAAACAAGCAAAUGAACGGGAAUUUAAAUACCAGCAAAUUAUGCGAAAUUUGGUGCGUCGCUAUGUAACAGUACAGCAGCGUAAGGCUGAAUCGCAAGGUGUCACAGAGGAUGAUGUAAACGAAAUCAAGCAAGAUAUUUCGGCAUUUCGUUGCGAAAUUGUUGAGAUACUCAAAGGUAGCGGCAUGAACACAAGUACUGUGUCAGGACAAGGAGCUGGAGGAAAGAAGAAUCGUCAAAAGGAACGACGCUUGAUGAAAGGAUUCAAUUUAGCGUUGACAAGUACACAAGGUAUGAAUGCAUUAGCUCCAGUAGCCGAAUUCAUGUCACCAUUUCAUUCAGGCAGCGAAAAUUGCGACUACUAUGGAUCAACAUUUGCGGGCCUACUGAAUGCCAAUCAAUCUGGAAUUACACCUCGACGAAAUCCAACAAUGUACUCAAUGCAACAAUAUUCGUCGUCACAGAGUUCGUUCAGUGAAUCGUUUGGCACCAUUGGGCGCUUGGGUAAAAUUGGAUCGAAACUACGCAAUACAUCGCAAAAGAGACGAUGGGGUACAUUGAUUGAAGCGGCACGUCAUGGCACCGGCAGUGUAUCACGUUUUAUUGGACGAUCACGCUCCGAAGAUUCCGUAUGCAAUUCAAUACCUGCAAACAGUGCGAACAACAAUAAAGGAUCAGCCAGUCGAAGCAAUAGUGCCGGUUCCGACGAAGGUGUCACUGCAUCUCCAACUGAUUCAAAUCCAAGUAUGGACAAACCUGACGUUAACACCGCUCCUACUACUAAAUCUUCUUCUUCUUCUGCUAAAUAUAAAAACAAAGACCAUCAUGCGCAUUUAUAUGGAUUCGGCGCCUUGGCUGCGCUAAAACGAAAGCGGAAAAAGUUCAGCAAAAGUCGAAAUACAAGUCCUGUUUUAGAGCCAUCGGCACCAUCAAAAACCGAAUCUAGUCCAAGUAAAAAGAUCCUUAAACGAGCAUCGAGUGUGCCAUCACGUGCGGAAGACGAGAAAAGUCAAACGCAUGACGGUGAACAAACAAGUAAAAGUCCAGAAUCAUCACAACAUGAAGGAUUGACUCCUUCAACAACCGACGAAAGUGUAAAAUUUUCGACGGCACUACUGGAUCCAUUGUUGCGACAGACACAUUCCCUAAACGAGUCUAGCUCACACGAUAUACCACAGUUGCCCAAUGUAACACCAGUACGCGGACAUAUUAACUAUCAGGGAUGGCUUUAAUAUCAUCAACACUGUUAUCGCUUUCUAACUUCCACUAUUUAUCAACGUUGCACUUUCAAUCGAAUUUCCUAUAUCUCGUCGCCAAUCAUUUCGCAAAAUGACAUUGUCUCACAACGAAAAUCAAUUUCACAUUCCUGAACCAAGUAAACACAAAACGAAGCUAACUUUCGUAGCGAACAUGAGAAAGAAACGGGAAAGAAAGACAGUAUGUAUGUUUGUGUCAGUGGGAGAUUGGGAAAGAGAGAAAAUAGUUGAAACAAAAAUGGUUAAUUUGUUGAAUUUCAUAAUAUUCUCCACCCAUUUGAAAGUUCAGCAUACAUUCUCAUAAGUUGCUUCAUUUCGAUAAGCAGAAACUGAAGAACUUUAGUGGAAACUUUAAGUGACCUGAUUUUCGUUCUCGUUGAAUUUGCUCAUCAAACCAAGCAAACAACAGCAACGAUAGAAAUUGAAGAGUGGAACGAAGUAAAAAUAUCAAGAGAGUACAUUUUUGGCAACACAACAACGAAUAUUGAACAGAGCCAGUCAAGAUGAAAUUUAUAACUAAGUUUUCCGAAGAGAGAAAAGAAGCGAGAAAAACUGCUCGCGAGAGACAAGAAUUACAGAUAAUUUACAUAAACACACGACAGCGUAAAAAAAACACCACAGCAUAAACAAACUUGAACAAAACAAGAAUUGCACAUACGAAUUGCAUCACAUUCAGCGUAAUUAGAAUGACUGCAUUUUGCACAGACAGAAAUAUAAACGCAUACACGCGAACAUUGGCAAAUAAGAUUUUGAGGUUCAACUUAACGCGCAAAGCUAACAUCAAACACAAGCCAUGACUAAUCGACCGAAAAUCCAGAUAAGUGAGUGUCCUGAAAACUGUGGAUGUCGACAGUAAUUGAAUUUCAAAGUUUAAAGACAUACCAAAUUGUGGUUUCGGCAUUUCAAUGCAAACAAUUUUUCACAACAACAUAAUGGAAUUUUCUUAAAACAAAUCAAAGUUUGUCAUCAUUUUGAAUUUUAUUAUUCCACUUUAUUCAUAGUUUUGCAUCAAUGUUAUAUAUUUUAAGAAAAUACAUUUAUCAAAAUCUGUUUUCUUUGUAUAACUACUCUACAUCAUGUUUGUUUAAGUUGUUUUAGUUUGAUUUUUAUGAUUAAAUCGAUGUUAUGGAUACGAUUUAUGCGUUUUAUUUUCAUGGAAAAAUUCCUUUAAAUACUAUAUCGCGAUAUUUGUAUAUUUUAAGCCGAACAUAUAUAUCUCGAGUUUAUUUACAUCUUUUAAAAUUUUACGCCCUAUAUCUGUUGUGUCUAUAUGGAAAUAAUAGCUUAAAUGAAUCUUAAACAUCUACUACGUUUUAAUAAUCAAAAAAUGAAAUUACAAACUAACGAAACUAUUAUUCAAAAAAUUAAAAUUGAUUUGCACUGUCGUUAAAACGCGUUACGAGCACAAAACGAUUCAAAUUACAAACCUACUAUACUAAAACUAUGCACGAUUGGACGGACGGAUAAGGUCGACGAUACACAAAUACAAAACAGUACGUGGACAUACUUAACACAAUACAUAAAACUAAAAUAUAAACUUAGGAAAAAAUGAACUUAUAGAUGAAGUACACAAAUUACAUUUAUAUAGACCAUACUAAAUGAAAAAAAAAAUCAAUACGAAUUAUGCGAAAAUCUAAUAUCGUUCUAAAGAGAGACGCAUAGUCAAUGUAGUUAAUAUAAAUACAAAUAAAGAAUCUGGUUAACAACAAUUGGUUUCGUGCAUUCGGCCAAUAUUCUUUGCAUAGAAAUUUAGCUGUCCGAAACAUACUAUAUACCUUUUGAUUUGGUUAAGGCACUUUUAAAGAGCACAUUUUAUUUCACAGUAUUAUUGCUUCAAUUCAAUUACAUUUAACCAUUCAACUAUUUUCUUUGCAUUUAUUUUAUAUCGAGCAAAUGUAUCGAUGAGAUCUACGUUCUAUAUGUUUUUAAUUCGGUUUUUCAAUGUGAUCAAAACGGUGCACAUACUCAUUGUGUUUAAAUGAAACAAAAACAAAACACUAUUCCAAUUGUCAACUAUGACAAAUUACACCUAUCACCGAAAAAAAAAAUCGAAUUUAAAAUUAAGACGAAAGCAAAAAUUCUCUCAAAACAAAUUUAAGAAAAAUCGUUACAAAACAGAAGAAGCAAUAGUCUUUAAAUGAAAUUCUCAGUAGGUAUUUCAAUGUGGAUAAAAUUAUUUUUUUUAAAAUAAAGAUAUUAUUUUCCAACAUGAAAUCGCCGAACAUAUAGAAGAAGCACUAUCCCGUGUACGAAUGAAAGAAAUAACAUGGUUAACAUAAUUUUAAUUAUAGAUUACUAAAACCGAAAUGGAUACAUAGUUUAUUACAAACUGAGCCUAUUUAUUAUACACCCAAAAUGUCCAGUUGAUGAACAUACAAUUUAAGAAGAAAUGAAUGUACUUUUUUCAUUCUUUUAUUUUAUUAUUCAUGUGACUAAAUGAUAAAUGGAUGAUUAAUUGUUGAUUUUGAUUAUCUUUUUUGUUCUAAGCUCAUCGGUUUCGCGUUUAUUGAUUUUGUGUUUUUUUUUUACAAAAUAUAUUAUU
This is a messenger RNA of Contarinia nasturtii (swede midge), 6166 nucleotides long. RefSeq names its product transient receptor potential-gamma protein (gene Trpgamma). The record is from RefSeq and is a predicted model, not a curated record. Gene Ontology annotation, biological process: manganese ion transport; regulation of cytosolic calcium ion concentration; calcium ion transmembrane transport. Gene Ontology annotation, molecular function: inositol 1,4,5 trisphosphate binding; store-operated calcium channel activity; protein binding. Gene Ontology annotation, cellular component: membrane; cation channel complex. NCBI's taxonomy places the organism in Eukaryota, Metazoa, Arthropoda, Insecta, Diptera, Cecidomyiidae. The transcript has 22 exons.